Molecule: messenger RNA, 444 nt
Organism: Exophiala bonariae
Lineage: Eukaryota; Fungi; Ascomycota; Eurotiomycetes; Chaetothyriales; Herpotrichiellaceae
Exons: 2
Coding region: 1-444 (147 amino acids)
Source: RefSeq, a predicted model, not a curated record
AUGUCGUCUCACAACACGAACACGACGAAGAAAGACGCGGCGGCCAUCAUCGCGGGGGCGUCCCGGCACAAAGCGCCCGCGGCCAACGCCAACAACUACAGCCAGCACCCGGCGCGCCAGCUGUGGUGCGACACGCAGUGGGCGAACCUCAGCAUGCAGGCCAAGAAGCUCGAGCUGCCGGAGCUGCCGUACUUCGACCCGGAGACCAUGCUGCUCAGCAAGGAGGUCAACGAUAAGCUGUGGACGCAACUGAAACGCCUGUUUGACUAUCUCGGCCCGGAAAAGGCGCCGUUCGCAACGCCCGUCAUGGGCGAGCGCGGCGUCGUCAAGUGGCAUAGUUUCCUCAACAAUGACCGCGGCGAUGAGGCCGAGGUCUACGAUUCCGUCGUCGAUGCCUUCAUGAGUAAUGCCAAGAAGCGCGGUGAAUACUUGAAGGACAAGUGA